AUGAUGCUGGCUAUCCACCUUCGUAUGCUUCGACGUCUUUUCCGUCGUGAAGGCCAAAUUUCACUGGAUGCUAUGCCAGAGGCUUUGCUUCCACAGCCUGUCGUGGUAGCGCAGCAUGAGCGCUACUCCAAGUCGACGCGGUGGGCGAUUUUGCUGAUUGCUCUGUCGUUCUUUGUGUCAGGUAUCAUGAUCGCGGUCGGGGCGGUGCUACCGCCCCACAUCUGGCUCCCUGACACACAUGAAUGGGACUGCCUUGCUGUCCAAGCCGUCGGCGGUGCGUUGGCCUGGUUGCUCGUGGCGUUAGCUACGAUGCGCGAGGAGCGUAGGUACGGCGCAGGCCACUUCCGCCGUGAUCGUCUGAUGGCGUAUGUAUGCCUGAGCCUGGUAUGCGACUUGUUCUUGCUGUAUGUACAUGGCCACCAGUCCGCGUCCUCGGAUGUGCGCGUAUGGACACGCAUGCAGGUGGGCGUGUUGUUUGUGCGUAGUGUGCUUUUGUACCCCCUUGUUGCUUGGAUCGCGUACAAGGAGCGCGUGUGGUAUGUCCAGGCAGCCGCGUUGCCCACCGCCACGACCGAGGCGGGACCUUCGUCGGCCGCUGCGGCAGGCCCGAGCGCCAGCACGCCAGCGCCUGUUACGUCCCCUACGUUUUUCUCGCUGCUGAAGCGCGUGCGUGUGCUUGGCCCGUACUUGUGGCCCAGCAAGUCGCCACGGCUGCAAGUCAUGGCCGUCGUCUGUGUCGGUCUGCUGUUCACGGCGCGUGUGAUCAACUUGAUGGUCCCCAUUGCGCUGGGUCACGUUGUUGCCUCGUUGAGUGAGGGCCGUGAUCCAUGGCGUGCGAUUCUGACGUUUGCGCUCUUGAAGCUGUUCCAGGGCUCCGGUGGUCUUGUCACCGUGGCGCAGAACUUGCUGUGGUACCCCAUUGCAUGGUACUCGGAUGUGAACAUGAGCCGCUUGAUGUUUGACCGUGUGCUGAAUCUGUCGAUGUCGUUCCAUACGAAGCGAAAGACAGGGGAGCUGAUCCGUACUUUGGACCGUGGCUCGGCGAUCAACAACUUCUUUGAGUACCUCCUCUUCUCGCUGACGCCCGUAUUUGUUGAUAUCUUCGUGGCUGUGGCGUAUAUGUCCAUUGUGUUUGGGCCCUAUGUGGGCGCUGUGCUGCUGCUGAUUAUGGUCCUGUACACGUGGUGCAGUGUCCGUAUCACGACGUGGCGUACCCAGCUGCGCCGCGAGAUGAAUACCAAGGACUCGGCCUGCAAGGCCAUUACCACGGAUACGCUGCUCAACUACGAGACAGUCAAAUGCUACAGCAACGAGCAGUACGAAUCGAACCGCUUUGGCGAGGCGAUGGAGGCGUACCGCCAAGCGGAGUACCGCCUCGUGUUCAGUCUCAACAUGCUGAAUCUGAUCCAGAACGUGAUUUUGUCGGUGGGCACGCUGCUCACCGUCCUUGCUGUGGCCUAUACUGUGGUGCAUGGUCAGACUACGCCGUCGCAGUUUGUCGUGUUCAUUUCGUACCUGCAGCAGGUGUACCAGCCACUGAACAUGAUGGGCACACUGUACCGCGUCGUGAACCAAAACCUCGUGGAUACGGACAAGCUCAUGGAGCUGCUCGACGAGGAAGUCGAUAUCAAGGACGUGCCUGGCGCGCCUGACUUGCAUGUGGCACGUGGCGAGAUCGCGUUUGAGGAUGUGCACUUUUCGUACGACCAAGGCCGAUCGACUGCCUUGGACGGCCUUUCGUUCACGAUCAAGGCCCAUGAACGUGUGGCGCUGGUCGGUGAGAGUGGUUCAGGCAAGUCGACUGUGCUCAAGCUGCUAUACCGCUUUUACGAUGUGUCCCGUGGACGUAUUCUCAUUGACGGCCAGGACAUUCGCGAUGUCACGCAGCAGAGCCUGCGCAAGUCCAUCGGCAUUGUGCCGCAGGAGCCAUCACUGUUCAACAUGGACAUCCGGCACAAUAUCCAGUACGGCGACGUGACAGCCUCUGACGAAGCGAUCGAGGCAGCUGCACGUGCUGCGCAAAUCCAUGAUCGGAUCAAGGAAUUCCCCGAUGGCUACGAUACCGUCGUGGGUGAACGUGGCGUGCGUCUGAGCGGUGGUGAGAAGCAGCGUGUCGCGAUUGCACGCACGAUCUUGAAGAACCCGCCGAUUCUGCUGCUCGACGAAGCUACGUCCGCGCUGGACAGCCAUACUGAGCGGCAGUUGCAGUCCGCGCUGCAGACGCUCAUGCAAGGCCGCUCGUCCUUGACGAUUGCGCACCGUUUGUCGACUAUCAUUGACUGCGACAAGAUCCUUGUCGCUGAUCAUGGUCGCAUUAUUGAGGCGGGUACCCACGACGAGCUUAUCAAGCUGGGUGGCAAGUACAGCCACCUAUGGCGACAGCAGAGCAAGACGCAGGCCGAGCAGGCAGCGGAGGCCCAAGCCUUUGCGUCGACGUCCGCAACCGGCCCUGCCCCUGCGUUUGUGUCGGACAAGACCGGCGACUCGACUGCGAAGGCCGGCAAGGCCAGCACUGCGCCCAACGCCAAGGCUGAUGUCAACGCCGACAGCAAGCCUGCUAGCACGUCUGGCAAGGCCGAGGCCCACACCGAGACGACGGCUCCUCCUGAGGCUGCCGCCGCUACGCCCACACCGUCGUCACGCAAUGCCAAGCGCAAGCAUCGGCAUCGCCGCGGCAAGCGCUAG
Molecule: messenger RNA, 2685 nt
Organism: Malassezia pachydermatis
Lineage: Eukaryota; Fungi; Basidiomycota; Malasseziomycetes; Malasseziales; Malasseziaceae
Product: mitochondrial inner membrane abc transporter
Exons: 1
Coding region: 1-2685 (894 amino acids)
Biological process (GO): transmembrane transport
Cellular component (GO): membrane
Molecular function (GO): ABC-type transporter activity; ATP binding; ATP hydrolysis activity
Source: RefSeq, a predicted model, not a curated record